AUUUAAAUAUACUGUACUUAUCACUCAUUGGCUAUUCUUUAUGCAUAAAUUAAUUUCAAAUUUAAAAAAAUAAUCACGUGAUCAACGACGUUAGUGUUUAUUGGUUAUCAUCGUCUUGUAAUACGAUUAAAAAAUCCACGUGUUUAUUAUCGAUAGAUUUUAUUGGACGUUUAAAUUUUUAUUUUUAUUUUUUUUUAAAUUUAAAAGAAGUUAAUUUUCUUUUAGAUUAUUUGAUAUCAAUUUUAUGCAAUUUUUAUACUCUACAAAAAUUUAUAGGAGCUUAAUGCUGGGUAAUCAUUCUUCAUUACCUCUUUAGAAAAUUAAAAAAAAAUGAUGUCAAUUAAACUUACUUGAUACGAAUUGUUGAUAAUAAAUCCUCCUAUAGAAAGUAUUGUCGUUGUAAGUGUGUAAAAUUAAGUCAAUUCUUAUAUCGCGAGGUACUUACAUACAGUUAAAAACUUUUACUCCCCUUUCACAGCAUUCUUUAGAUACUAUCUUCAACGAAUGUCAAUUAUAGAAUAAUUAUAGAAAAUGUCAAUUGUAAAGAAAAAUGCAGUUAAGCGAUUGUUCGUCCAAAGAUCUACAUUUGUCUAUUGUAUACGAGUGGCGACCAUCCAUCGACUCCAACAAUUCCCUACUGUACAGGAUGGGGAGCAGAUAAGGAGCUGGUGCCUUAUCGGAUAGUUAAUGAGGCUCUUCAAGGCUAUGGCCUCGUGGUGUCAGUACUGUGAAAUAAAAGGGGGCGAAAAAACUUCAACUCCAUUUAUCAUUCUCUGUUACAUCCCUCUGAAGGAUGGUUCUCGUGUAAAGUUCCGAGAAUUUCCCUUUCUCUGAUUACUCGCAUGUAUACUAGAAUGACAAUUAUUGUUUCUCUUUCUAAAUAAUUCCACUAAAAUUUCGUGCUAAUUAACUUUACAAUUCAAAAACUGGUCACGUGUACGCUGUUUAACAUACUGUUUCCACUAAUUGUGUCUUUCCCUUUUUAUUCGUUACUUAUUUUAAAUUUAAAUAUUUAAACGAAACGUUACGAUUUUCUAAUUGGAUAUUUUAAAAUAUUUAAAAUGACGUCACGUGUCGAUAACAUUCAUAUCGAUUAUUGGUCAAUUUCUGAGACGCGUCCACCACGUGAUAAAGUCCGUUUUGGUGAUUGGUUAAUUUUAAAUUUUAAACUGUGUCGUUUUGAUAUUCCGUUUAUCGGGUGACAUUUCUAAUUAUAGAAAUUAAAUUAGCGACGUUUAGGUGGUUAGUUUCUAUAAAAUAUCUACGUGAUAACCUUAUACACGUUCCCCCACGUUAAUACCCACAGGUAAUGUCUUCACUAAAGAUCCUUUCAAGGUUUUCUCUUUAGAAGAUUAGUAAGAAAAACAAGAAAGUCCUCUUCUCUGAAUUUCUCUCGAAACCUUUCUUGUGUACAAGGACGAAACAAGAAAAAAUACUUUAAAAGAAAACGACUCUAGACUCGGUUAUCUCUUGUCUUUACGAAAGAUAAUGCGAAAGUACAGUACAUUAAAAGGAAUUUUGAACUUGGGGACGAUAUAUGGACUUGUUGCGGUAUUGUUUCUCCAAAUUUACUUAGCGGUUGACCAGGAACUUUACUUUUUUGCUCCAUCAACAAAGGAAAAACAAGUUGAUAAAUCACGAAGAGAAUGGAGCACGCACCGGUUCUCACGUCCCAAGCAUCGAUCCGAUUAGCAGACCGGUGACGGACUAUCAGCAUGUGACGGCACCUACACAGAAUACUAUGUAGCGUGUGUGUGUGUGUCAGGGUGGAACUAUGUCUAGCCAGCUGCCUCGCUCCCCGCGUCUCCACUGGCAGCCAGUGGUCUAUGCGGUCUUUUCUGUUUUGCUACAUCAGUGCACCGCCUUCGUCUGUCACCCCAAGUGUAACUGCAUCUGGAGGAAUGGCAAACAGACAGCGGAGUGUCUAGGACAAGGAUUUGAAAAAAUCCCGUCCGGUUUAGAUACAGGUAUACAAGUGGUCAAUUUGUCACGUAACAAUUUUCGUCACCUUCCUGCAAACGCCUUUGUGUUGGUAGGUUUGGUGAAUCUUCAACGUAUAUACUUAUCUAAAUGUUCUAUAGAACAGGUGGACGAAUAUGCCUUUAACAGAACAUCAAACUUGAUAGAGUUAGAUCUAAGUAAUAAUCGUCUAACGCAAGUGCCGUCGACGGCGUUACGUCAUCUUCCACUUCUUAGAAAUCUGAUUCUUAGUGCAAAUCCCAUCACCGCGGUGGCAUCUCUAGCUUUUGUCGAACUGAAAGCAUUAACGGGGCUCGAACUGAGCCAUUGCAAGAUCGAUACAAUAGAUCUAAGAGCCUUCGAAGGCCUGGAACAGUUAAAAGUGUUGAAGUUGGACGGCAACAACUUGCAAACUGUUCCCGGUAAAGCCAUGUUGCCGUUGAAAAUGCUUCAGGGUAUUACUGUGGACGAAAAUCCUUGGAGAUGUGACUGUCAUCUUCGGUCCUUUCGCCAGUGGUUGGAUAAGUAUAACGUACCUUACGUGCCACCCGGAUGCAUCAAGCCAGUGAGAUUAAAGGGAAAGGAAUGGAACGAGGUGGAUAUCCUGGAUUACGCCUGUGAGCCGACCAUAUUAAACACGUCCACAGUCAUUAACGUUGUAGAAGGUUCAAAUGUUACGUUGAACUGUAGAGUAACAGGUGAUCCAGUUCCUGAAGUGCAGUGGUUGUGGAGAGAGAGGGUAAUCGCUAAUUUGUCGGAAGGAAUUUCCUCUCAGCAGACAUUUAUUGUGAGGGAAGUGGUGGAAAACGACAAAUUGUCUCAAUUAUCCAUCACUUCCGUGCAAGAACCAAAUGCAGGAUCGUAUAUAUGCACAGCGGAAAAUAUGGCAGGAAGGAUGAGGAGAAAUUUCACUUUGCAAGUGUCGCGUAUACUAACGGAUGUAGGCACGGUAGAAAGAGAAAAAACCCAAGAAGUUAAAGAAGAAGAGAAGGAGCAAGUGGAAGAUCGAAGCAAUCCAGUUAUUGGAUUGAUAAUUGGCAUUGUUAUAGGUGCACUUAUAGUAUUAAUUAUAUUCGGGGUGGUGCUGUGGGUGUGUCGGAGGAGAAGACGUGGUGCUGCCCAUAGGAAACGCACAGAUGCCAACCAUAAACUAGCUAACUCUGUGAUUCCUCAUUCGACGAAAGAGACAGCCGAAGACGUCGAUUUGAAAUUAUUACGAGUUAAUCCCGUAGAGAAACCACCACGAAUGGGAGCGUACGAAGGAGUUCCAACAAGCGAAAUGGAUCACUACGAUCCUUUGCAAGUGGAAGGAGGUCUUUCACCUCACGUCUGGGUUGUCAAAUAUCAUAUCCCUCCAGAAAUGGAAUGGGAAGAAGAACAGAAACAGCUACAUCCAGGUGAUAAGCGACUAAGUACGCGUGGCCCCAUUCCCGUUCCCAUGCCCCUUCCUCCAGAAGAUAUACAUUCAAGACUACACACGGAGCUAACAGAUACGUUAAGAAGAAAGGGUGAUUCGAAAAAAGUUAUGGAGAGGGAAAGGGGUGAUGGAAGUUCCGAGUUAGAAGCAGUAGACUACGAAGGAAACAAACCAAACUUUGAAACUCUCAGGGUUAGGGAAUUAGAGAAAAGUCUACGUGGUCCAGUCGAACAUUCUCCAGUUGCAGAUAAGAGUCCCGACUUGAUAGAUCACACCAGAAAAUCUACUGAACAUCCUGUCGAAGACAUGGGUGAUGUGCAGUGGAAAACGAGUGGUGCGGGUCCUAAAGUGUGGGAUUCUUCCUACGAUCAUCCAACUGCUUACUACAGAAGUGAUGUCCAAUCAAAGCCUACAUACGAAGGUGGGAUUGAUGGGACAGAAGUGUGAACUUUUUAUAAUAAAAAAAACGAGAGAGAUAACAAUUAUAAUCGGAUAUAAAAAAGAAAAAAAUGAAUGUCUAGUUGUUGCUCAGUUAUCACUAUGUACAAAAAUAAGAGUCAACUAAUUGACAAUAUAAAAGAACAAAGAUUUUUUUCCGACGAUAAAGAAAAAACAAUCUAUUUUAGGUGUGCUAAUGCACAGAGAAUGAAAAAUAAUAAUAAUUAAACAUAAAAAUGGACAAAUAUUUUAACUGUAUCUAAGAAAAGCAACCAGUUUAAAAAAAAAAAAGUAUCCUCUCCCCUACAGAAAAUAUGAAUGCGGCCUUCAAUAUAGUACAUAUAUAUAUACAUACAUAAACACCAUCACAUCCGUAUGUAUAUAUAUAAGUUAGGAAAAGUGUGGUUUAAAGUCGUGUUCUGAACAAUUUUUAUAAAUAUACAUACAUAUAUACAGACAGACAGACAU
Messenger RNA from Centruroides sculpturatus (bark scorpion), 4282 nucleotides. Its product is annotated as leucine-rich repeat-containing protein 24-like. NCBI's taxonomy places the organism in Eukaryota, Metazoa, Arthropoda, Arachnida, Scorpiones, Buthidae. The transcript is spliced from 2 exons. The coding region runs from base 1775 to 3823 and encodes 682 amino acids. The record is from RefSeq and is a predicted model, not a curated record. Gene Ontology annotation, molecular function: protein binding.